Photinus pyralis (common eastern firefly) is the source of this 1277-nucleotide messenger RNA. Its product is annotated as G-patch domain and KOW motifs-containing protein-like. Gene Ontology annotation, biological process: mRNA splicing, via spliceosome. The transcript is spliced from 6 exons. Gene Ontology annotation, cellular component: spliceosomal complex. Gene Ontology annotation, molecular function: nucleic acid binding. The record is from RefSeq and is a predicted model, not a curated record. Lineage: Eukaryota; Metazoa; Arthropoda; Insecta; Coleoptera; Lampyridae. Bases 73 to 1206 code for a protein of 377 amino acids.
GUAACCUAAAAACUAGAAAGCGUACCAUAAAUAAGAAUUUACAAAGUUUCAGUUUCAUUCUUUUGAAAGCAGAUGAUGGCAGAAGAGAACAAAAAAAUAUCUUUUGGGUUUAGUAAACUUAGUAAAAAACCAAACAUAUUUGGAAAACCGCCGGAAAAGCAACAAAGAGUGGAGUUGAUCGAAUGCCUAGAAUCGCAAACAAUAAAAAUUAAAAAUGAUAAAAAAGAAGUUAAAGGGCCUCUUAUUAUACCAAUGGUGCAGUCUACAACUAACAUUCUGGACCGUAGGAAAAACCUCAAUCUCGAUAAAAUAGAGCCCAUUAAUGAGAAACCCGAUUCUGAAUUAACAGUUGAUGAGCUUGCGGCUCGAGAAUUAAUAAGAGAAGCGCAGAAUUCUUCAAUUCAAAAGACUAGUAAAGUAUUCGUACUUCCCAAUGUUGCAACAAACACAAUUGAGAUAGAAGGAAAAGAAGAAUCCACAUUAGAGGAUUACGAUACUGUUCCGAUUAGUGAUUAUGGUUUGGCUAUGUUGCGUGGAAUGGGGUGGACGGAAGGAUCUGGAAUUGGUAAAAAUAACAAAAAAAUUAAAAUGGUUGAACCUGCGCUGCGACCUAAAGGAAUGGGACUUGGCGCCAGUCAAACUUAUAAGGAUCAGAAAACAAAACCCACAUUGGAUAAGAAUGGUAAAGAGCUGACUUUAUGUAAGGGUGGUUUUGCUAAAAUUACAGAUGGGAAGAAGAAGGGUUGCUACUGCGAGGUACAAGGGUUUGAUGAUCAAGCGGGUAGAAUUAUUGUGAAAACUUCUCUGGACGGAUUAGUGUUGUCGUUAAACGAAUUUUUAGUUUCUCCUGUUACAAAAGAAGAAUAUGACAAAUCGUCAAAAGUUAUAAACAUAGUCAAAUAUGAGGAAUACAAAAGUAAGGAUCGUAAACCUAACGAACAUGAAGAAAAGGAUACAAAACAGCGUUCUUCACAUAAGUAUAAAAAGAAAUCAAACAGAGAUAGAUCAUCAAGCAAUAACGAGGAUAGUGACUAUGGAAGAAGAAAAAACAAACAAGAACAUACACAGCGGACAGUAAAUGAUGAGAGGCACAAGAAGAAGUCGCACAAGCAUAAAUCUGAUGCCAGUGAUUCCGAAUCAGAUAAUAGACACAGCCACAGAAAACAUAAAACUAAAAGUCACAAGCAUUCACACUCUAGGAGGUGAUUUUGAUGACAUUUGUGAACACCUUAUCAAUAUUUUCAGUACUAUAUAAUAAAUUUGUAUUUACUUUAAAA